Ochotona curzoniae (black-lipped pika) is the source of this 3866-nucleotide messenger RNA. Its product is annotated as zinc finger protein 84. The coding region runs from base 436 to 2649 and encodes 737 amino acids. Gene Ontology annotation, biological process: positive regulation of reciprocal meiotic recombination; regulation of DNA-templated transcription. Gene Ontology annotation, molecular function: histone H3K4 methyltransferase activity; recombination hotspot binding; histone H3K36 methyltransferase activity. NCBI's taxonomy places the organism in Eukaryota, Metazoa, Chordata, Mammalia, Lagomorpha, Ochotonidae. The transcript is spliced from 4 exons. The record is from RefSeq and is a predicted model, not a curated record. Gene Ontology annotation, cellular component: nucleus.
GAUUCUGGCUGAUGCAAGGCAAGCAUUUAGCCACUGAGGCAUCACACUGGGCCCAAAGAACUUUUUCUUUACAAUAUUUCAAUGUCCACAGUGAGCCCAGAAAGAUUCUCCCAAGUGUUUCAUUUGCUAUAUAUGUAUCUCUUUAUGGACAUUCCUAUAACCUGUUUCUAUCUUACAGGGGCUUAAAAAGGAAACAUCUUUCUGGCCAAGCCUUAGAUGAUCAUGAAUUCCUGUUUCCUAACCAGAGAAGAGAUUCCAGGCAGAAUGAGAAUGUUGUAGCUGUAGUAUGUUUGUUCUUGUGUCCACAGUUCAAAUAAGCCUGCUUCUCUGAGAUGUGAAAAGAACCUGCAACAAGAAAGUUGUUGCCAACACCUCCGGGCAGAGCCUUGGGGCAGACAGAAGAGCCAGGAAUAAAGUCAUCUGACAUAGAGUAAGAUGGCCGUGCUACAGGACUCAUUUUCAUUUGGAGAUUUAUCUGUGGACUUCACCCGGAAGGAAUGGCAGCUGCUGGAUCCUCAUCAGAAGAAAUUAUACAGGGAUGUCAUGUUGGAGAACUAUAGCAGCCUAGUGUCGCUGGGGUAUAAGGUUGUGAAACCAGAUAUUAUCUUCAAGUUGGAGCAGGGAGAAGAGCCUUGGAUAGGAGAUAGAGAAGUUCCCUGUUCAGAUAAUACAGAAAAAGUCUGGCAAGUGGAUCAUCGCAUGAUGUGUCACCAGGAUAACCAAGACAAACUUAAAAAUAUGAGAAAAGAUUAUGAAUGUGAUGCUUUUGGAAGAAAUUUGGGCAUGAACCCUGUUACUUUAAGGAAAUCAAACAGUGAGAGUGACUUAAGUGGAUUGAUUUUAAAGCAUCAUUUAGAUUUGCUGAUACCAGAACCAGAUUAUGGGAGAAUAGAGUCAGAUGAUUUUACUGUGUUUGAUAAAUUGUUUCGACCUAGCAAGCCUGAGGAAGCUGAUAGAUGGUUUAAACACUGUGAAUUUGCUAAAUGUAAUCAUGAAAGCUGCAAAAAGUCCCAGAUUGUCAUAUAUCACAGAACUCGAUUAGGGGAGAAACUCUACGAAUGCAGUCAGUGUAGGAAACGCUUUAGUAAGAAAUCAAGUCUCAUUAGACAUCAGAACAGACAUGUCAGAGAAAUAGCCUAUGGCUGUGGUAACUGUGGCAAAACCUUUCUCCAGAAGUCACAGUUUGUGACACAUCACAGAACUCAUACAGGAGAGAAACCAUAUGAUUGUAGCCAGUGUGGGAAAGCCUUCUCUCAGAAGUCCCAGCUCACAUCCCAUCAGAGGACACAUACAGGCGAGAAACCCUAUGAAUGUGGAGAGUGUGGAAAAGCAUUCUCCCGGAAGUCUCAUCUCAUAUCCCAUUGGAGGACACACACAGGAGAAAAGCCCUAUGGAUGCAAUGAAUGUGGGAGAGCCUUCAGUGAAAAGUCAAAUCUGAUUAACCAUCAGAGAAUUCACACAGGAGAGAAACCUUUUGAAUGCAGGGAUUGCGGGAAAGCCUUUAGUAGGAAGUCACAACUUGUUACACAUCACAGGACUCACACAGGAACAAAGCCCUAUGGAUGUAGUGAUUGCAGAAAAGCUUUCUUUGAGAAGUCAGAGCUUAUUAGGCAUCAGACUAUCCAUACUGGAGAGAAACCUUACGAAUGCAGUGAAUGUAGGAAAGCAUUUAGGGAGCGGUCAAGUCUCAUUAAUCAUCAGAGAACUCAUACAGGAGAGAAACCGCAUGGGUGCAUCCAGUGUGGGAAAGCCUUCUCUCAGAAGUCCCAUCUCAUAUCACAUCAGAUGACACACACAGGGGAAAAGCCAUAUGUAUGCAGCAAAUGUGGGAAAGCUUUCAGUAGGAAAUCUCAGCUUGUUAGGCACCAGAGAACUCAUACAGGAGAAAAGCCCUAUGAAUGCAGCGAAUGUGGGAAAGCUUUCAGUGAAAAGCUAAGUCUCACUAACCAUCAGAGAAUUCAUACAGGAGAAAAACCCUAUGUGUGCAGUGUGUGUGGGAGAGCUUUUUGUCAGAAGUCGCAUCUCAUAUCACAUCAGCGGACACACACAGGGGAGAAACCCUACGAGUGCACUGAGUGUGGGAAAGCCUUUGGUGAGAAAUCAAGCCUUGCGACACAUCAGCGAACUCACACAGGAGAAAAGCCCUAUGAAUGCAGGGACUGUGAAAAGGCCUUCUCCCAGAAGUCGCAAUUGAACACUCACCAGAGAAUCCACACUGGGCAGAAACCCUAUGAAUGUUUUUGUGGGAAAGCUUUUUUUGAGAAGUCAGAGCUAAUUAGACAUCAGAGAACUCAUACGGGAGAAAAGCCAUUUGAAUGUAAUGAAUGUAGAAAAGCCUUUAGGGAAAAGUCAAGUCUCAUUAAUCACCAGCGAAUACAUACAGGGGAGAAGCCCUUCGAAUGCAGUGAAUGUGGUAAAGCCUUCUCUCGGAAGUCGCAUCUUAUACCUCAUCAGAGGACACAUACAGGUGAGAGACCUUACGGAUGCAGUGAGUGUCGGAAGGCCUUCUCUCAGAAAUCACAGCUUGUCAAUCAUCAGAGAAUUCAUACUGGGGAGAAGCCGUUUCGAUGCAAUGAAUGUGGGAAAGCCUUCUCACAGAAAUCACAGCUCAUUAAUCAUCAGAGAACUCACACAGGGAAGAAAUCCUAGGGAUGCAGUUCAUGGAGGUCAUGCAGGAGGUUGUGCAGGGCAUGCUUUCAGCAUCAGUGCAGACUGGAGUGAGCUGAGCAUGCAGUGGAUCUCAGCCUUUCACACCCUACUCGAGCCUUACAGAGGAGGAAAUUACAUCAAAGUGAAGUAAUCCUCAUACUUCUUAUCUGAGACCUUCCCAGAGGUCAUGUUUCACUAAUUAUUAUAAAUAUUACCACAAGGGGCGAGGGAAAGUUCUAUAGAUCCAGCAAGGGAGGCUGUAUUUUUAUCAAGAAGUGACAGUUAAUUGCAUGUAAAGAAAUACUAAAUAUAGGACAAACAUUAGCCAGUAAUCCAAUUGCAUUUUAUUUUGGAUGGUUCAAGUUACAAACCUUGAAGACACUAGAAACCUGUGUCCCUAGAAAUAAUGCUUCAGAGGGAAGAUAUAUACUUUCAUAGAUGGGACCAAAAAUAGCCACUUCUGUUUGACAGAUACUCCUUUUGAAAUAUGAAAUGUUAAAACUAUGUGACUGAUUUAAUCACCGAAUCAUCUGAGAAACUUAAUUGCAUUAUGGCUGUUUUCCUUUGUCACACAUUUAACCUUUUGGUAUCACAGUUGCCAGUUUACUUGGGAGCAUGAACUACAUACAUUUUACAGUGCCUCUGAUGUCUGUCAUAAUACCAGUUUUUCUGUGUUGUUACUAUAAAAAUGAGGAAUUGAUACAAGUUGGCUAUUGCUGAAUGAGUGGGUUAAGUAACAGUACCAUACUUUUUUCUAAUUUGCUGUCACAUAUAAGAGACCUGCUGUUAGUAGUAGCUUCACUAAGCACAGGAACCACAGAAUAGCAGUAGUAAUGUAUAUAAUACUGCGUGAUCAAAAGAAAAGUACCUCCACUUAAUCACUCAGCACUCAGUGAAUGGUAGUAGUGCUGUGAAUGACUGUUUUCUUCAGUGAGAAGCGUCAGUUAACCAAGUGUAUUUGUCUUAAAUGCCGUGUAGCCCAAGUACAACUUAUGUUAUGAUAUAUGAGUGUUUUGUGCUGCUGUUACUUUUGGUGUUUCAUACACUAUCUUGAAAGUUAGAUGGAUAAGCUGCAUUAAUAAUCAUUGCUUAGAAGAUAUAAAAUAUAAAGGAUUUUGUGGUGAGGAAAUACCCUUUACACAUUCAUGGAAGUGUAUUUUGCCUUGGAAAUUUCUGUGAUACUGAACAAAUAUUAAAUAAGACAUUAUUACUUGAAA